UUUUGGUUGGUAGGUUGGCUUCCGUUGUCGCAUUGUGCGUUUGGAGAAGCGUAGUGUUUAAGUGCGUGUUGGCAUUAGUGUAUAGUAUAAACAGAUAAAUCCAACGUAAAAGCUAUGAGUGAUACGGACGAUGAUUAUGAAUUUCUUCCACAACAGUUGGCGAAAUAUACUUGUUCUGAGGAGAGAAAAAUUGUCCUUGAUCCAUCAGUGACUCUUGCCCAGCGGGAGAAACUUGCAGAGCUGAUGAAAUUCACAGAACUUGAUCAGUUUACACAUGUAAGUGGCAGUGUUGGUCCAUCUGAUCAAGCUUCCAUUCCUAAGCCGCAGCAACCAGUGAUCCAGCUUGUAAAAACCAAGCAUCCUUGCAGAACUACAUUCAUACCUGAAGAUAUCUGUUGUUUAUUCAGCCAAGAUUCUUUUAGUAUUCAGGACUUCGGGAUUCCUCGUACUAAGUUCACGGACAGGCUCUGUUCUUUGAGCAGCCAUGAGCUGCAUGAACGCAUCUGCAGACAUGAACUCAAGUUUCAGUUUCCAUUUCUUUCAGAUGCAGUUCUUCAUCCAUUAUGUCGGUACUUAUUUUUAUUAAUGUCCGUACAUAGAGACGAAAGAACUGUUUUUGCUUGCUCCAACACUUUGCGCUACAUUAAACGGGGCUGGUGCCCUAGCUUGGACAUUAUCCUUAUUGUGUUCAUAAAUUGGGGAAUAAACCAAGAACUGCUGGAUACAUGUGACAUAGACGUUGGCUCAUAUUUUCCAGUGAAUCUAUUCGAUAAAGUUGUAUCAAGUCCAAGAUUUGAAGAUACUAAUGUUCAAAAGGUUUUGGAAUUUAUCCAUUCUGUAGCUGCAACGCUUGGUAAAGAAAGUGCACAAGACAAACUGAACAAGGUCGUGCAAGUCCUUGUACUGUCGGCCCUUGAUGGAGGAUUUAAGUCACCCACUCUGGAGACCUGUUUCUCACGUUGCAUUCGUGCUCUAUUAGAUGGCAUUCCAGAAAGCCAGUGGAAUAAACGCAGGGUGUGGACUAUUUGCGAGAUGUUGCAUCGGAAUGGGGCAGAGCAUUUUCACAACCAGGCAGUGGUUUGCUGCUCACUGCUCAUAGUGAGUCCUCGUUCAAUAGAGAUAGCAAAAGCUUUGACCCUUACAACAUUGAAUCACUUAUUGGCAACAGAAUUAAAGACUGAACCAUUGGGCAACAUUGCAGAUAGCAACAUAACCGAGCUUGUGAUGCACUACCCACUUAUCGACGAGCUCGGCCCCUAUGAACUCUAUACUGUUGUAAGGCUGGUGGAUUUGUGCGUUUUGAGAGCUUAUACUGAAGAUAAUUUAAAUCUGGAAAACCUCAACAUUAUGAUAUCUUGGCUGAGAAAUUUGAGUGGCAGAAUUUCAACUUCUGUGGAAUUAAUUGAUACUCACGUUGUGAAGGAACUGAUUACUCGAUGCCUUUCAAGUUGGCAAACGGUGAAAUUUGAUAUAGAAUUUAUUAAGCUUGUAGAUGGUGAUGCAGCAUCUCUAGUGUCUGAUGGUAAUAUGGAAUAAACAGUAUACGUAUGUUAAUUACUGCAAGAUGCGUAGUUGAUCCAGUGGAGUCUAUAUCGUAGUGAAGUUAGCGUAAAACUGGGUGGACUAUAUGUAUAGUGCAUGUGUUAUGGAUGUGGUGUUGAAUUUUCAUUGAGCAUAAUGUAAUGGAUUAUGCAGAAACCAAUAGAACUGGAAAACACCGGAGUAGCAUUGUGACGGUUUUAUAAACUUUACAACAUCAGUUUUUCUAAAACAAAAUUGGCAUUUUUAUAUAAAUAUUAAAAAAAUUACGAGAUUUUUGUA
This is a messenger RNA of Zootermopsis nevadensis, 1821 nucleotides long. RefSeq lists its product as uncharacterized. The record is from RefSeq and is a predicted model, not a curated record. Lineage: Eukaryota; Metazoa; Arthropoda; Insecta; Blattodea; Termopsidae.